Molecule: messenger RNA, 657 nt
Organism: Penaeus indicus
Lineage: Eukaryota; Metazoa; Arthropoda; Malacostraca; Decapoda; Penaeidae
Exons: 9
Coding region: 1-657 (218 amino acids)
Source: RefSeq, a predicted model, not a curated record
AUGGGAGGUCUCGGCGCUUUCGGAAUCCUGCUGGGUUUCGCCUUGGUGUUGGGGGCUUCUGCUUCAAAUGUCACAGCCAGGGUGAAAAUUACUAUGCGUUUAACCGAUGUGGAGUACACAGCCGACCUGGAGACGAAAACCAAACAGGCUUAUAAGGACCUCGAGUCAGACCUUCAGACCAAGCUCAAGACGGGCUUGGCAAGCGAGAUGUCGAUCAGUGAGAGCGAGAUUGACAUUAUCAUCAACUCCUUUUCCAGCGGGUCUGUCAUCGUCAACGCCACAGUAGAACUCUCCUCCGAUACGAACGCUACUGCCGCCGAGAAAGCAGUCGAGGACGGCCUGAAAGCGGUCACCGAGAACAGCACCGCCUUCGGGUACCAGGUGGAAGCCGAUAGCAUUUCGACCCAGGGUGUGACCGUCGACCCUACCGAGACCACCACUCAAACUGCUGACACCAAUACACAAGCCAACGGAGCAGAUGGAGGCACAACCACCCAGCCUACUGAAACGGACUCCGAUGGAGGAACUACCACUCAGGCCUCUGCCAAUGCCGGUAAGGGGCACCGAACGCAACCAGUGUUGGCUUUAUCAAAACACAUUCUGGACAAACAGAUAUUUUACACUUCCAGCGAUAUCUCGGCUCGUAGCACCUUGUGA